Molecule: messenger RNA, 1098 nt
Organism: Chaetomium fimeti
Lineage: Eukaryota; Fungi; Ascomycota; Sordariomycetes; Sordariales; Chaetomiaceae
Product: cyclin-like protein
Exons: 2
Coding region: 1-1098 (365 amino acids)
Biological process (GO): mitotic cell cycle phase transition; regulation of cyclin-dependent protein serine/threonine kinase activity
Cellular component (GO): cytoplasm; cyclin-dependent protein kinase holoenzyme complex; nucleus
Molecular function (GO): cyclin-dependent protein serine/threonine kinase regulator activity
Source: RefSeq, a predicted model, not a curated record
AUGCGUGUGGACGACGAAGAGGAGCAGGUGCCCUACGAGCAGGGCUACAUUCCGGUCCAUUCCUACCGAUCGCAUAGUGAUAACACCACGAGCGGCCCCACGACUCUACUCGCGCCGUAUGUCACAGCUGGCGUCGAAAAGGAGCUGAAGAUGGCGAAGGCGUACGUCACAGCCCAUCAGAUAAAGGAGGAAAGUAAGGAAGAAGAAUGGGAUGUCAGGAUGGUUGCCGAGUACGGCGACGAGAUUUUCGCAUACAUGCGAGACCUCGAGGUACGGAUGCUUCCGAACGCCCACUACAUGGACGACCAAAUCGAGAUCCAGUGGCCGAUGCGCUCUGUCCUCAUGGACUGGCUGGUUCAGGUUCACCAUAUGCUCUGCCUCCUUCCCGAGACGCUUUUUCUCGCCGUCAACUACAUCGAUCGCUUCCUCUCAGUCAAGGCCGUUCCUCUCGGAAAGCUCCAGCUGGUCGGCGCCACCGCUCUUUUUGUGGCGGCUAAGUACGAAGAUAUCGACUGUCCGUCCGUUCAGGACAUCGUCUAUACGGUGAAUUCGGGCUAUAGCGUACAUGAGAUUCUCCAGGCUGCGCGUUUCAUGCUUAGCAUGUUGCACUUCGAGCUAGGGUGGCCCAGUCCCAUGAGCUUCCUCUACCGUAUCGGCAAGGCUGAUUAUUAUGACCUGGAGACACGGACGCUGGCCAAAUACUUUCUGGAGGUUACCCUCCUGGAUGAGCGUUUUGUGAGCAGCCCUUCCAGCUUCCUAGCGGCCGGAGCGUACAGCAUCUCCCGUUUGUUUUUAGGCAAAGGGAAUUGGACUUUCGCCCAUAUCCAUUACUCUGGCUACACGCUGAGCCAGUUGAGACCGCUCAUCAAGACGCUUUUUGAGUGCUGCCAAUACCCACGCAAGCACCACAGCGCCGUGUACGAGAAGUAUGCGACGCCGAAAUACCAGCAAUCUUCGACUUUCGUGGCAGGCAAGAUGGCGACCGGACUCACGCUCACCCGGCUGUAUGCCGGGGAUGUUCGCCGGGACAUCUCAUGUGUUCUCACCGACGAUAUGCUUGGCCGGUACCAGGCUCCCCGUAAUCUCAUUCCCAUCUAG